This is a messenger RNA of Thermothielavioides terrestris NRRL 8126, 4153 nucleotides long. RefSeq lists its product as uncharacterized. Gene Ontology annotation, biological process: regulatory ncRNA-mediated heterochromatin formation. Lineage: Eukaryota; Fungi; Ascomycota; Sordariomycetes; Sordariales; Chaetomiaceae. The transcript has 5 exons. Gene Ontology annotation, cellular component: nuclear RNA-directed RNA polymerase complex. The coding region runs from base 146 to 4153 and encodes 1335 amino acids. The record is from RefSeq and is a predicted model, not a curated record. Gene Ontology annotation, molecular function: helicase activity.
UGCCCAACCGAUUCCACCCUAACUUCAGCAGCAUCUGCCAAUCCGGUUGGCAACGUCAACUACCUUCCUGCUCCCUUCCCGAUUCCUCCCGCUCCAUAGUCGUUUACCUUUCUCCCUUUGUGACUCUGUCGGUGGCAUCAAGUCAAUGAACCUUGAGCCAACCGCUCAGACAGGCAGCGUUAACCUUGACAUCAUGCAGACCAUCGGGACCGACACAAACGCUCAGUCUGCAAUAGACAUUAUCGAAAAUCAUGUCUUCUUUCGACCCACACCGGGCCAGGGUUGGAUGUCGAAGCCCGAGCUGCCCACCGUAGACGAGAUUCUGGCCAGGCAGUCGGACAUUGAGCAGCUGCCCGAGAACCCCGUCGAUGCCCCAUGGGCAUCCAAGGGUGAGUAUCUCGCUGCGCAGUAUGGCAUCCUCCGCUGUGAGGCAACCGAGGGAUUGCGAUACUCGGUAAGAAGCUUCGCCGAUUACGGCCGCAAGGAGCCCAUGAUGGACGACGACUUCACCAAUAUCUACACCAAGGUCCGGGUCACCCAGUAUGUGAUGUCUAGUAUUGGGCCCCUGGCGAGGGUCUCGUUCUCAACGGAGCGCUCGCUGUACAAGAUCCAGUGGCAGCAAUCGAAGCGUCUUCAACCAGGAAAGAUUGUCGCCCUCUCUCCUAAAGACGACAACUUCAAGACUGUCUGCAAAAUUGCCACGGUUGCUCAACGCCCAUAUCGCGAUGGGCUCGACCAGGACCCUCCAGUUGUGGAUCUCUUGUGGGCAAGGCCUGAAGAUGCCGUGUUCGAUCCGAGCCUUGAGAUGGUCAUGAUUGAGUCGCUACAUGGGUACUUUGAAUCGGCCCGUCAUGCACUGGUGGGAUUGCAGCUUGCCGCCCAGACUGACUCACCCCUGGACAAAUACUUGACUGGUGCUUACACCAAAGACACCUAUCCGAGAUUCCUCAAGGAGGAUCCCAUCAUGGACCUCUCGUCCCUCGCCAGCCGUGCCACGGAGGCCGAUUCGGAGGUGGUCACGGAGUUGAAGACACACGAUAUCGUCAACGGCAAGAUUCCGGUCUUGAAAGAUCUCACCUUCUUGGACGAUUCCCAGCUACUCGCCCUCAGCCGUAUUAUAUCUCAGGAGCUCGCCAUUGUCCAAGGGCCCCCAGGCACCGGCAAGACCUUCACCUCCGUGGAAGCGAUCAAGAUCAUGGUGGCUAAUCGACGGAGGCACCGAGGCCCUCCCAUCGUGGUUGCCGCCCAAACAAACCACGCGCUGGAUCAGAUCCUCGUCCAUUGCAUCAAAGCGGGCGCAAAUGUCAUCCGGAUGGGGGGAAGGACGCAAAACGAGCUGAUCAAGCCGCGCACUUUGUUCGAGCUGCGUCAACGCGCGCAGAUCCCCGCGGACCGCAAAUGCAACUCAAUCGACCACCAGAGACGCGAGAACGUCAGGAAGAUCCAGGAACUUGUCGACACCCUCUUUGGUGACAGCCUCCUUGACCCCGACGCCCUUCUGAGAUUCGGCAUCAUCACGGAGGCUCAGCACCAAUCUCUCUGCGACGAAUCCAUGGAAGCACACCCGGCGCUGGAGGCUCACGGCCCAUUUGCGCUUUGGCUGGGUGACAGUCUCAUCCCUGCCAAAAUUCGCGAAGAUCGUCAUCCAACGCAGCUCGAGGUUACCGAGGCCGAAGCCCGCAAGAACCUGCCGGAGUUCGAAUACGAGGACGACGAAGAAAUCGAGAACAUCGCCGACGACGAAGAAGACCUCGUUCGCUUUCGAGGCCCCGUCAUCACGCUGAAAUAUGUCUGGUCAGGGAAAGAUCCAGCCAACCUGUCGUCGUGGGGCCGUGCCGUCAAGCGCGCGCUCCGAAACGACGACCUCUUCGCCAUCGAGAAGAACUUGCGCGGCGCCGUCUACCAAUACUUCCAAUCCAGACUUCUGGAGGCAAUGACACCCGAAUUUGCCGCACUCCUUGCUGAGAACGUCGUUCUCUGUAAGAAGCGCAAGGCAUUCAAGUUCUUGGGAAAUACCCAGCUUGUCGAGCAGCAGAGGAUUGACAUCGUUGGCUGUACCACAACGGGUCUGACCAAAUACCGAGGGUGCAUCGCCGCAAUGCAGCCCCAGUCUCUGCUCAUCGAAGAGGCAGCGGAAACCCGCGAGGCGAACAUCGUGUCCGCCUUGUACCCUUCGGUCCAGCAGCUGAUCCUGGUUGGUGACCACAAGCAGCUCGCACCCAAGUGCGACAUCCAGCGGCUCGGUGAUGCGCCCUACAACCUCAACGUCUCGCUCUUCCAGCGAAUGGUCAACCUCAACAUGUCGUUUGUCAUGCUCAAACAGCAGCGCCGCAUGAAACCGGAGCUGAGGGCGAUCCUGAACCCCUUUUAUCCCGAGCUGGUCGACCAUCCUUCCGUGGAGUCGGGCGAGAACCGCCCGGAUGUGCCCGGGAUGGGCGGCCGCAACUCUUGGAUUUUCCAUCACAACUGGCCCGAGGAUGUCAACUCGGAUUUCAGCAAGCUGAACGAGCAGGAGGCCGAGAUGAUCGUCCACUUCUUCGCCUACCUCGUGUCGAACGGGACGCCGGCCGAAAAGAUCACGGUUCUUACCUUCUACAAGGGCCAGAGAAAGGUGUUGCUGCGCAAAUUGAAACGGCAUCCGUCCCUCAUGGGCGCAUUAUUCAACGUCUGCACCGUCGACUCGUACCAAGGCGAAGAGAACGACGUGGUUCUCCUCUCCAUGGUCCGCAGCCCGCAAAAGGGUCGUUUUUAUGCCGUGGGCUUCUUGGAAGAUGAGCGGCGAGCCGUCGUGGCCAUCAGCCGUGCUCGUCGGGGAUUCUAUGUGUUUGGCAACGUCGACAAUGUCCUUCAGGCUCAUCAGCUCUCGCACGAUCUCUGGCAUAAAAUUUGCAGCGGGUUUGUUGCCCAGGGGCGAGCCGACUGGCUGCGCGGUCUGCCGCUCGUGUGCCAAUCCCAUGGUGAAGAGACUUGGAUUCAGAAGGUCGACGACUGGGGCGACAACUGCGGUGGAUGUAACCGUUUAUGCAAGCAAACACGUCCUUGUGGCCACCCUUGCACACUGAAGUGCCAUGCGGCUUUUGAAAACAUGGCCCGUCAGGCAGAGGCUGCGGCUCAACAGCACAUGUCAUUGGAGCAGAAGAUCCUGCAGAUGGGAGCCGAGCCUACGGAGAUGCUAAUGGCGUCCUUGAACCGUCGCAAUGCCUCGCGUCAGCAGGAACAAGGAGCUCCGACGCCGCCCGUGCAGCGCGUGGCUGCCAAAGCGGGCCAACCAUCUGGCCGAGGACAAACUAUAGCUUCUAGCGAUAGUUCCAGGAGAACUGCCAGUCGCGGCCAGCGAGGCGGACAAUACACCUACGCCCGCGCGGCGCAAAUGGCGGCACAAUGGGGACAUCUCGUCGAUAACAUCGGACAGCACGACGAGCAACUCCGCCAGGAACGUCUAGCCAGUGCCGAGCAUCAAGGAGGAUCUUUGGAGAUGAUCAUUCGCGAUGUUUACCAGCCGACCGCUCUCGUGGAGGGUCUGCGGGUGGGCAACGGCGACACACUCAUCAAGCAGAUCCUCCUGACCAGUGCCGAGGCAACCCGGGCUGCGGCAAUCAGCCGGCAGGAGAACGAGGGCGAGCUCAUCCCAGGCCUGACCGACUUGGCUAUCUCCAACCUGUCCCCUUCUCCCCCUGAAGAAGGCUCCCCCACCUCAUCCAACAUCACCAACAAAGACAGCUACCAGUCCAGCGCAACGGGCCCCAACACGCCUAGAGUCUCCAACACAAACUCCGCCCGGAAGAGCCCUCACACUUCAAUAAACAGUGCAGCAAUCCCGCCCAGUCACCCUGCGCUCGUCCAGCAGCAGCAACCGCCCCCUCCGCUUCUGGAAGGCGUCAAUCCCCCGGCCGCCGCUCUUGAGUCCCUCCUUAUCGACGACCCCACCGCUACCAUGUUGGACUUGGACUAUGUCAACAGCGAAAAAACUGGCCUUCAGGCAGGACACGAAACAAAUCCGUACCUUCUCGCCCAGAUUGGCGCUGCGCCUGCCCGCCCGCAGGCUCAGGAGCUCACAGCUGGGGUCCCAGAGCAGCAGCAAGCGAACGGCACCGGCACCAGCAGUGGAGCCGGGGGUGAUGGUGACGAUGACGAGUGGCUGAUUGAGCUCUAA